Macroventuria anomochaeta is the source of this 990-nucleotide messenger RNA. Its product is annotated as acetyltransferase. The record is from RefSeq and is a predicted model, not a curated record. Gene Ontology annotation, cellular component: cytoplasm. Gene Ontology annotation, molecular function: aralkylamine N-acetyltransferase activity. The transcript is spliced from 2 exons. NCBI's taxonomy places the organism in Eukaryota, Fungi, Ascomycota, Dothideomycetes, Pleosporales, Didymellaceae. The coding region runs from base 168 to 977 and encodes 269 amino acids.
GCAUGUGGAUCUGCAACGGCAAAGGCUUAAGCCAUGCGUGCGCGGGGCUAGGGUCCAGACACGUCCACCAACAACACAUCACCACGGCUUCCUUCAUCACCACUUUGCUGCAUUCGUGCCCAUCUUUCGCCAUCAAAACCUGCACGAACCCUUGACCAUCUGUCAAUAUGCCACGUGACCUUCUAGCCGACAAGACCCUGGAGUCGAUGUCCCAGUUGUCAAGAGAGCCCGCUGCCGCCAGCCCUCCGCCAGAGGAGUCUAAAGCGAAUCCUUACGGCGCGUCCCUGAUUCGCGUGGAAGACCCGUUCAAGAAGACAACGAACAACAAGAUUCACCCUUUCUCUUCUUUACUGAGCGUGGACGACCUUGACGACUGCGAUUGGCUGGAGCAUGCUGCCUUCGACCCAAUUGAGGCAGCCUCACGAGAGAAGAUUGAGUACCGACUGCGAACAUGUGGUGAACUCUGCACCGGUCUUUUCUCGUCCGCCUAUCCCACCUCUGCAGGACCGCUAGGUGCCAUACAGAAGACACGCACCUUCCCUUCUGUAGACUCUCGCGACUCGGACCGAAAACGCAUCCUACUAGGCCACAUCAUCAGCACCAAGUCACCUUCCAAUCUGGUCACAGACGAUUCCAUGGACUACCCAAAGGAUUUCCGUACGAACUACCAGCUCACGCCCAGUAUUGGUCACAAUGAGGACGGCGAGACCGUAUGUCUGCAUUCACUUUGUGUGCAUCCCAAUUUUGCGAGCCAGGGGCUAGGGCAAGUGUUGUUGAAGAGCUACGUGCAGAGGAUCAAAGACUCGGGAGUAGCGAAGAGGAUUGCGCUUCUUUGCAGGGAGCGCCUGAUCGGGUUCUACGAGAAGGCUGGGUUCAAGAAGGUUGGUCCAAGCAAGUGCCAGUACGGAGGGGGCAACUGGUACGACAUGGUGGUCGAGUUCGAUGGUGGGUUUGGACAUGACGAUCAAGACUUUUGAAAACUGAAAACAA